ACUGACGAAAAGCAAAAAAGAAAAAUCUACUCGUUUCGUUAGCUUAGAUUUUUCCUUUUUGAUUUUGAGGUCAGCAGAGGCCUCGAGCGUUUUGCUGUUUAAAAAUUAUAAUUUUUUAAAAGUAAAUUUCACGGGGAAAGGCAGGACGAACAGGGUAACCAAAAACAGUUGCUGUCAUGUUUUUUUGUGUGUGGCUAGUGAUGACUGUAGUCUCUGGCCCGUUUCGCGAUCACGUGUACAGUACGUGAUCUCUUGAUUCGAAAGUCUUUGUCUUUUAAAGCAAUCGCCUGCAGAUUUAUACCGAAGGGUAUUUCAACACUGAAAGUUUAUCAAUACGUAUGCAAACAAGGAAAGAAAAUGGGAAAUGGUGAAAACCCUUUCGAGCGUAACAAGGGAAGUAGUGAGGUUGAAUUGAGACCUUGUUCGGUGGCUAGCCAGGAUUUCCUUUUCGACUGUGGAGAUUAUUUGCUAAAGCGGAUCAAGGCUUCCAGCUUCACUGAGAACAAACGUUAGGAUGGUACCAUAUAUAAAGCCAUGCUCGUCCUGCAUAUUCGUAGACAGAUCUUACCGGUCGAUAGUCAAAUCAAGACUUGAUGCAACCUUAGUUCCUCGUUUUUGCCAAACAAGAAAAUGGUGCAAGAAUCCGGAUCCAAAUCUCAGUUGAACGUCAACACGGCCGUCUCACGCAAAGACACUGGAUACGUGAGUGAUCCAGCGGCUGGCAGGUCUUACAGCCAGGUUGGCACUAAGCAGCAGUAUGGCUCGUCGAGUAGAUAUUCGUCGAGUCAAAAAAUGGACUCGCAAAAGUAUGGGGCAUGGGGCCCGGUCUAUAAGAACAAAGACAAUUUUGCCAGCAUGCAUCUCUUUUAAAAUUCCACACUGAAAACGUGCAAACCUCUUGUUUUACUCACAUUUGUAAUUUAAAGAAACAUUGUAGUAUUUACAGGACUUCACAUAAAACAGAAGUUAUGUUUACAUCAUUUGGGGAAUUUUUGAAUUUUCUUAACAUUCCUUUAAGAAGUUAAAUAAACUAAAUGAAUUGUUUA
This is a messenger RNA of Daphnia magna, 1046 nucleotides long. RefSeq lists its product as uncharacterized. Lineage: Eukaryota; Metazoa; Arthropoda; Branchiopoda; Diplostraca; Daphniidae. Bases 631 to 870 code for a protein of 79 amino acids. The record is from RefSeq and is a predicted model, not a curated record. The transcript has 3 exons.